AUGUUGUUCUACACGCAACUCUUCACGUCUAAGCGGGGGCCUCUAGCCAAAAUUUGGUUAGCAGCGCACUGGGAAAGAAAACUCACCAAGGCUCAUGUAUUUGAAUGCAAUUUGGAAACAACCAUCAGAGACAUCAUUUCUCCACAGAUGAAAAUCGGUUUGCGUACAUCCGGUCAUCUGCUCCUCGGUGUGGUCAGGAUCUACUCCAGAAAAGCAAAGUAUCUCCUGGCAGACUGCAACGAUGCCCUGGUUAAGAUUAAAAUGUCAUUCAGGCCAGGUCAGACAGAUAUGCCUGAGGAGGGACUCGAGGCAACAGUAAAAGCAAUUACCUUGGUCGAGGAUUUCACUGCUUUUGAUGCCCAUCUGCCACCCCUCGGUAACAUAGAUGUGGUGGACCACUUUUCAUUGAACCAGAGUCGAUCAGAGGAAAUCACUUUGAAAGAGGAUUUUGGAAAUGACUUUCUGAACUUGGCAGACAUCGGAGCAGAGUCCCAGAGCCACCAGAAUGCACUGCUGGAUGUGAGCUUCCAUAGCUUGGCUCAGCAUGGAGACACUUUUGGAGAUGAAGAUAAAGUAUUCGACCUUCUUGACUUUCUGACAAACUCCAGUGAUAAGGCUGAGUCCACCAACUUCAUCACAGAAGAUCCAGAGAAUCCAGAUAAUUAUCAACAAGAUGCUCACAGAAGACAUUCAGUGGACGUAGAGACCCCUACAGUGAACGAGACCACCUUGCUUGCUGAUGAGGAGGAAGCCUUUGCCCUUGAGCCUGUGGCCAUCACUCCGAACUCAGAAAAGAAGAGGGGGAAGAGGAAACGCAAGUUGAUUGUGGACCAGGCUAAAGAGCUGACCAAUGAAUCCAUCAGAAAGCAGCUUUCUGAUUAUUCAGACCUGGUUGCCCCUUUGGACAUGGCCCCCCCGACCUUGCAGCUCAUGCAGUGGAAGGAGAGCGGAGGUGCAGACAAACUUUUUGCACUGCCAUGUUCCACUGUAGUAACUCCACAGAUAAAUGAGCUCUUUGCCAAGAAUGUUUUCCAGGUGAAAUAUUUUGGUGUUACUGAGGAGGCUGAGGAGAUGCGACAGGAUGGACAAGAAGUUCAGAGGGACAUGAGUGCCCUCACCACAGACAUCAGUGUCGUAGAUUCAUCAACCAACACUGAAAAGACACACCACACUGAGCUGACAGUUCUUGAUCAAAUGAACAACAACCAGAAUGAGAGUUACUCAGAGGAUGAAAAGAGGUCAGGGUUCACUGAUCCAGAACUCCCAUCAGAAGUCUCCAUGUUUGUCCACCCAUCUCACAUGGAGCAGGAGACUCAGUCAACAUCCCUCCACACUCAGUGUAUGCUGGACAGCCAGGACUUUGAGGAGAAGAGGAUAACCAGGCGAGCACAGAAGCUUCUGAACACUCUGAAAAGCCAGGGCGACCGUGAAACCACAUUCAGCUUGAAGGCACUCUGUGAAGGGGGCAAUCGCUCGCUGGCUGCAGCCACUUUCUUCUGUCUGCUUGUUUUGAAAAAACAACAAGCUCUCCACCUGCAGCAGAGCACUCCCUAUGAGGACAUCUUUGUCACACCAGGACCCAUGUUCUACAAUUGGUAA
Molecule: messenger RNA, 1599 nt
Organism: Seriola dumerili (greater amberjack)
Lineage: Eukaryota; Metazoa; Chordata; Actinopteri; Carangiformes; Carangidae
Gene: rad21l1
Product: double-strand-break repair protein rad21-like protein 1
Exons: 13
Coding region: 1-1599 (532 amino acids)
Biological process (GO): mitotic sister chromatid cohesion; replication-born double-strand break repair via sister chromatid exchange; synaptonemal complex assembly
Cellular component (GO): cohesin complex; synaptonemal complex
Molecular function (GO): protein binding; chromatin binding
Source: RefSeq, a predicted model, not a curated record